AUGGGUGGAAAUUCACCCUGUGCUUCCUGCAAGCUGUUACGGCGUCGAUGCGCCAAGGACUGCAUUUUUGCCCCUUACUUCCCCUCCGACGACCCCCAUAAGUUCGCCAUCGUUCACAAGGUCUUUGGUGCUAGCAAUGUCAGCAAAAUGUUGCAGGAGCUUCCGGUUCAUCAGAGAGGGGAUGCAGUGAGCAGUCUAGUCUACGAAGCGAAUGCGCGGAUGAGGGACCCUGUGUACGGGUGUGUUGGCGCCAUAUCUUACCUGCAAAACCAGGUGUCUCAGCUCCAAAUGCAGCUAGCAGUGGCUCAAGCAGAGAUACUUUGCAUCCAGAUGCAACAAGAGACUCCCAUACCAACCACUCCACAGAUAGUUGACUCAGAUCAUCAUCAUCAUGACGCGACAACAUCUUUUUAUCUCCACAACAACGUUAACCUCCCUCAGUACCUCAACUUUGCCUCUUCUAGCAAUGUAAUCCAUGACUCUCUCAAAAGAGAGCCUCUCUUUGGACAUGACAUGGUUUCUUAUACUUGA
Molecule: messenger RNA, 531 nt
Organism: Cornus florida
Lineage: Eukaryota; Viridiplantae; Streptophyta; Magnoliopsida; Cornales; Cornaceae
Product: LOB domain-containing protein 12-like
Exons: 2
Coding region: 1-531 (176 amino acids)
Source: RefSeq, a predicted model, not a curated record